UCAUCUCUUCAUCUCCAGCCAACCACACACAGUCAGACAGACAGCAAAGCUAAAGAGGAGCUAGCCGCAAGCAAUUUAUUUCACUCAACUAGCAUAACUAUCUUGGGAGAUUAUAUUCAUACUGGAUUUAAUAAGGUCUAAUAAUAACAAAGUGCAUUUUAACAUCAACGUCGCACGUUUUUGUAUCUUUCUUCGUAUGACUACCUAACAGUUAGCUUAGCUUGCUAGCAAGCUGCAAGUGUGGUAACGUUAGUUUGAGAAGAAGCUAGCUAGCGGUUUACACAGGUGCUAGCUAGCUAACAAGCUGCCAGAAUGAAUGUCGCAAAAAGUGGUUAUCGGGUAUUCUCUGCCAAUUCUACUGCAGCAUGUACAGAACUAGCCAAGAAGAUAACUGAACGACUAGGAGUUGAAUUGGGCAAGUCGGUGGUCUAUCAAGAGUCCAAUAGAGAGACCAGAGUAGACGUGAAGGAAUCUGUUCGUGGCCAAACUAUCUUCAUCAUCCAGACCAUACCCAGAGAUGUCAACACGGCCAUCAUGGAGCUGCUGGUCAUGGCCUACGCCCUUAAGACCUCCUGUGCAAAGAACAUAAUUGGGGUCAUUCCCUAUUUCCCCUACAGCAAGCAGUGCAAGAUGAGAAAAAGGGGUUCCAUAGUGUGCAAGCUGCUGGCUUCCAUGCUAGCCAAAGCAGGUUUAACUCACAUCAUCACCAUGGACUUACAUCAGAAGGAGAUCCAGGGCUUCUUCAGUUUUCCAGUGGACAACCUGCGUGCCUCCCCCUUCCUGCUUCAGUACAUCCAGGAGGAGGUCCCAGAUUACAGAAACGCCAUUAUUGUUGCAAAGUCACCGUCUGCUGCUAAGAGAGCUCAGUCCUAUGCMGAGCGACUGCGUUUGGGCCUGGCAGUGAUGCAUGGCGAGGCUCAGUGUUCAGAGUCUGACAUGGCGGACGGACGACACUCUCCCCCCUGUGUCCGUAACACCUCAGGACACCCUGGGCUGGAGCUGCCUUCUGGCAGCAAACAACAAGCUCCRUUCCCAGGCAUAGAGCUCCCAAUAAUGAUGGCCAAGGAGAAGCCCCCUAUCACUGUUGUAGGAGAUGUGGGAGGAAGAAUCGCCAUCAUUGUUGAUGACAUCAUAGACGACGUGGAGGACUUUGUGGCGGCAGCUGAGAUUCUGAAGGAGAGAGGAGCUUAUAAGAUCUACAUCAUGGCUACACAUGGGCUGCUGUCUGCCGAUGCCCCCCGUCUUAUUGAGGAGUCCGCCAUCGACGAAGUGAGAUACAGAUGUGGUGGUGACUAACACCGUCCCUCACGAGGUACAGAAGCUCCAGUGUCCCAAGAUCAAGACAGUGGACGUCAGUAUGAUCCUGGCCGAGGCCAUCCG
Salvelinus sp. IW2-2015 is the source of this 1380-nucleotide messenger RNA. NCBI's taxonomy places the organism in Eukaryota, Metazoa, Chordata, Actinopteri, Salmoniformes, Salmonidae. The record is from RefSeq and is a predicted model, not a curated record.